UAAUUAAAACGUUUCCCUCCACUCUCAGUGGGGCAACAUCAGCACAGCUCCCUGUAGGCCUCGUUGGAGGGAGUGCGUUAUUUCUAAAACUGAACUAGUUUGUGCACUUCGCGCCGGCUUGACAUUGUCAGACUUUUGAGACUUUUCUUGCUUCAACAUGAGUACAGCUACAGAUCUGCCCAUUGAAAACAGCGUCCAGCAACCUGAUGACAUGGAGUUGACUUGUAACACUGCUCCUGAGCAGGACGUCUCAAGUGUUGCAGAGCCGCAGACGAUGACAGUUUACCUCCGAGUCAGACCCUUCUCUAAAGAGGAGCUCCGUGACAACGAGGAUCAGGGUUGUGUGGUGAUUGAGAAUGGCCAGAUGGUGACGCUGAAUGCACCCAAGGGUUCUGCCACGUUGAAGAGCAGUGAGAAGGGCAUUGGCAUGUCGCUCCACAAAUUUACAUUUACACAGAUUUUUGGGCCGGAGGCUAAUCAAGCCGAGCUUUUCGAGAGCACCGUCAAAAGCCAAAUGUCGGACUUCUUGGACGGGAGGAACUCGCUGAUAUUCAGCUACGGAGUCACCAAUGCCGGCAAAACCUUCACAAUUCAAGGGUCACCGAAGGAUCCGGGAAUACUUCCUCGGGUGCUUCACGCCACCUUCAGUCACAUGGGACACAAUCAGUACGAGGGGAUGGACCUGAAACCCUACCUCAGAAAUGACGCCCAGUAUCUGCAUCCUGAUCAAGUGAAGCAGGAGAGAAGUGUAAAAGAUGCCAUUUUUGCUUCAGCCAAAGAAGACGGCGAGUGUCUCAGGACCAGCGGUGGGUCAGAGUUCUCCUCCUGUUCCGCCUCCAGGCUCUCAUCCUCCGUCCCGUCCUGCAGUCAAACAGGGGAGACCAGCAGCCCGGCAGAAGCGGGCAGCAGCCAGUUUGCUCUGUGGGUGGCGUUCUUUGAAAUCUACAAUGAGUGCGUGUAUGAUCUGCUCCAACCUUCGCUGUGCGCCAAGACCAAGAAGCGCGCCGCGCUGCGCGUGUGCGACGACGGCGCUGGAAAUGCUUACGUUAAAGAUCUAAGGUGGAUCAACAUCCACAACCUGGCUGAGGCCUGCAAACUCCUCCAGUUUGGAAACAAGAACCGGAGCGCUGCAGCCACGAAGAUGAACCAGUCAUCGAGCAGAAGCCACAGCAUAUUUACCAUGAAGUUACUGAAGAUUGAUGACGGCUCAGUCAAACAGAUUUCUGAGUUGUCUCUGUGCGACCUCGCUGGGUCUGAAAGAUGCAAUAAGACCAAGACAAUGGGCGAGAGACUCAAGGAGGCAGGAAACAUCAACAACUCGCUGCUCAUUCUGGGGAAGUGCAUCACCGCACUCCGCAACAACCAGACUGACGGAAUGAAGAGCAGCUACAUUCCGUUCCGUGAGAGCAAACUCACCAAGCUGUUCCAGACGUUUUUCUGUGGCAAAGGCCGAGCAUCGAUGAUCGUCAACAUUAACCAGUGUGCCUCCACCUACGAUGAGACGCUCCACGUGAUGAAGUUCUCAGCGGUUGCCAAGCAGGUGGUGCAGGUGAUCCCAGAGAAGCCCCUGGAGCCUCUGGCUCCUUGUCUAGUCGGCCGGGAUGGAAAAGCUCUGGCCAGAAACGCGAUGAUGGACAACCGGGCCCUGGAGAGCUGCCUGUCUGAGGAGGAGCUGCUCGAUGAGGAGGACGAGGCUGAUGUGACCGUGAUGCCACAGAAUGAGCUUGUCAAUAUCAUUGAAAACCUCCGAGCUAAACUGCUGGCAGAGAGAAGACGAAACCUCGUGCAGGAAAUGGAAAUUCGCAAAGAGAUGGGAGAUGCCAUGUUACAACAGCUCAUGGAAAGCGAAGACCUCCGCACUCGACAGAUAGAAGAGCUGAAGGAAAGCUACCAAGAAAAGCUGGAGAACACUUUUGAGAUGUACAAGGAGGCCAUCAAGGAGCACGCCUACCAGAGCGCCAUGAACAACCUGGAAGACAACUAUGUGCCUCUGGAUGAGUUCACUGCCGAACAGGACAAAGUGGAGGCCCUCAGACGUAGAGUCUCAGAGUUGGAGAUCUUAACAUCCGGCACAGGAGGUGUGUCUGCAGUGGACCAGUCCAGCCAGAGUCAUCAGUCUGGAGGUGAAGAUCGUUGCAAAUGGCUUUACAAAGAGAAAUGUGCUCUAGAGAAAAUGUGUGAGGACAAACAACAGUUGAUUUUAUCCUUGGAGAAAAGGCUUAUGGAGCUAAGUGGAACACUUCAGACAGUUCGAGACAGCUUCCUGGAAAAGUCCUCUGAGCUGGAGGCUCUGCAGAUCAAGUCUAAUGCUCAGACUAAAUCUAUGGAGGAGCUCCUGCAGCGGGACUUGGCGAGGGACAUGGAAGUGUCCUCGCUGAAGGCGGAACUCGCCAAGCUUUCCCAGAAGUCCCCGGUGCAGGCGAAGACCAAGCGCGGCCUGCUGGCGAACAUCAGGGAGGCCGUGACUUCUCCAAGGAAGGCUACGAGUGCCAGAACCCUGAGGAAAACCCCCCGAACUGGGCACCACUGAGAGGAGGUGCUUAUAGUUUUAAUGGGCAUUUGGAUAAGAGACUGUAACAUGUGAAGACAAAGUCCUAUUUAUUAUUUUUUACAUGGUUGUAGUGUUUUGUAUCUUUUUGUAAUAAAAUGAAUCAGAAUUUAAAUAAA
This is a messenger RNA of Betta splendens (Siamese fighting fish), 2667 nucleotides long. RefSeq lists its product as uncharacterized. The transcript has 18 exons. Gene Ontology annotation, biological process: microtubule-based movement. Gene Ontology annotation, cellular component: kinesin complex; microtubule; nucleus. Gene Ontology annotation, molecular function: ATP binding; microtubule binding; microtubule motor activity. The record is from RefSeq and is a predicted model, not a curated record. Lineage: Eukaryota; Metazoa; Chordata; Actinopteri; Anabantiformes; Osphronemidae. The coding region runs from base 158 to 2530 and encodes 790 amino acids.